AUGGCUGAUCAGUCAGUACCCGCUCGGGCUGACGUCCUGACGACUCUCGAUUAUGGGCAGCUUCGGACAUCUGCGCUCAUUGGCGCUGCGGGCAUUGCUAUCCUCAUGCUUUUGAGUUCCAUCAUCACCAUCAAACCCGAACAAGAUGAACCUCCCCUGUUCAAGCCGAUGAUACCGCUUGUCGGCCACAUUAUUAACAUGGUCCGACACGGGACAAUGUUGCUUUCUCGCUACAGAAAACGCAACCUCCCAGCAGCCACGCUGCCCAUGCUGAACGGCAAAAUGUAUGUAAUCUGGGAUGCAUCCCUCGUUCAGGCACUCUUCCGUAAAAAGAGCUUCACCCUCGAACAUUUCGCCGCCAAGUUCUCAGGCAACGUCGCCGGCCUAAACAGCUCUACUCGCAACAUAUUCCUCACGACGCCCCUCGUGAAGGAAAUGCUGGAACUCUUCAGCAAGCACCUCCUCAAAGGCAAAACCCUCCAAAGAGCCCAGAUUGCCGCCGUCUGUUCCAUCGAGGACAGCCUCCGCGGCGAGUUUACUAGCCUCAAGAACGGAGAGUGGCUCGAGAUCUCCUCCAUUUAUACCUGGCUGCGCGACAUCACAACCCUCGCUGCAAGCCGUGCCUUCUGGGGUCCGCAGAACCCAUUAGACGGCGACCACACGCUUCUCGAGGACUUUUGGCGCUUUGAAGAUAAGCUCCUCAUCAUGGCGCUGGAUCUGUACCCCCGCUUCACGGCGCGCAAGGCCUACGACGCCCGCGCGCGCGUGCAGGCCGCCUUUGGCCGGUUCCACGCAGCCGGUCUCGUCGACAGCGAUGGCGUGUCGGAACUCAUCCGCGAGCGGGCGCGGCUGAUUCGAUCGUACGGCGUGGCGAGCGAGGAGAUUGGGAAGAUGGAGACGAGCAUCCUCGCCGUCGCGCUGAGCAACACGGCACCGACGCUGUUCUGGCUCCUGUCCUCCAUCCUCAGCACGCCGGGGCUGGCGGAACGGGUGCGCGGGGAGCUUGAGAGCGCCGUGCGGUGGACCGGUGACCAGGCGGUGCUAAGUGUGUCGUCAUGGGAACGAUGCCCGCUGCUGGUGAGCUGUUAUCACGAGACGUUGAGGCUGAUGAGUAGGACGACAGUGACGAGGCGCAGCGACGAAGAUGCCAUACUUAUUGGCGCUGAUGGGCGCGAGUACAUGAUUAGAGCCGGCGUCGACGUGCAAGCGUCUGCGACUGCGUUGCAUACGGACCCUCGCAUCUGGGGAUCGGAUGUCCAUGACUUCGAUCCUGACCGAUUCCUUCCAUUUGCGAAGGAUACGAUCUCGCAACACGUGCGGCAGAAGAAGGCGGCAUUCAUACCGUUUGGGGGCGGACGGCACAUGUGUCCGGGACGAAACCUUGCUUUCGCUCAGGUCGUGACCUUUGCCGCUGUGCUCUUACUUGGGUAUGAUGUUGAGCCGGGCAAAGGAUCGCGAGAAGGCACUCACAGCGACGCAAAAGUCUGGAAGAAGCCGCCACGGAUGACACGAGGGUCAAUGGCGGAAGCCAUUUGCCAAGCCGGUCAAUAA
Messenger RNA from Verticillium alfalfae VaMs.102, 1551 nucleotides. RefSeq names its product prostacyclin synthase. Gene Ontology annotation, molecular function: oxidoreductase activity, acting on paired donors, with incorporation or reduction of molecular oxygen; iron ion binding; monooxygenase activity. The transcript has a single exon. Bases 1 to 1551 code for a protein of 516 amino acids. The record is from RefSeq and is a predicted model, not a curated record. Lineage: Eukaryota; Fungi; Ascomycota; Sordariomycetes; Glomerellales; Plectosphaerellaceae.